Linderina pennispora is the source of this 2011-nucleotide messenger RNA. RefSeq lists its product as uncharacterized. Lineage: Eukaryota; Fungi; Kickxellomycota; Kickxellomycetes; Kickxellales; Kickxellaceae. The transcript has a single exon. Gene Ontology annotation, molecular function: DNA-binding transcription factor activity, RNA polymerase II-specific; zinc ion binding. Bases 404 to 1540 code for a protein of 378 amino acids. Gene Ontology annotation, biological process: regulation of DNA-templated transcription. The record is from RefSeq and is a predicted model, not a curated record.
UUUUUUUUUUUUCACUCAAGCAGACGCAGACAUUCUUUUCUUCACCACCUCGCACUCUAUUGCCCAACAGAAACAUUAUCUGGUGCUUACUAAUUCUUGGCUCCGUUUUGUAAUCGCCAAACGGGAAACUCGAGUCCAUCACCAUCAUAUAUAUUCUCGACCUAUUUCUUCUCUCGCACACUUGGUCUUUUUUUGCUUGUUGAUUUAUUUUUAUAUCCACAAACCCUGCACCUCAACCCACCCCCUACCACCCCUCCCUCUUGCCUGUGGUGUAUUCUCUAUAAAAAGUCACACCUGCUCCCACGAACCUUUCAGCUUUUCCUUUAUACUCUGAGUUUUUUCUUUCUCCCCGCGACACUCUUUCUCCCCCUCCCUCCAUCCCACUUCUAUUCACAUAAAACACAUGGCAGACUCAAGUUCUGAUCGCAUCUCGGACUCAGCAAUGACAGUCCCGCUGGUCGCAGCGCGGGCAAUUUCGGCCGACGGUAUUCCAUCAUAUCCCAGUGACAUCCCUCUGCUGCGGUCGUGCGAGAACUGUCGUCGCAAGAAGCGCAAGUGCAGCGGCAACAAGCCGACAUGCACAAGGUGCAAAGCGCAGGGCGAGACGUGUGUGUACAGACCGACAGCACGGUUCUUCAAGCCGCGGCACUCGGAGACCACCGCGCGCAAGCGUGCAUCAGUCUCAGAUCCCUGCCACACAAUAGCCAAAGGGCGGCAGCGCACCAAGGCAGUGCAAAAGAAGACGCUCAGCAUCCACGAGCAGACGCUGGCUCCGGCCGACCUGAUGCUGCGCACACCCGAGAUCGAUAUGUCCCAGUCGCUGCUGCUUCAGGGCGGCCCACUGCCUCUGAGCCCGGCGGCAUACACGGGUGCGCCGGACCUGGUGAGCUUGGUAACCGAUGGGCUGUCGUACAUGUCGACGGCGUCGGUCGACGAAAUCUCGCACAUGUCGGCGUCGCCUGAAAUGCCGCUGAACCCAGAUUUUUCGUUUGCCAGCCCGUCGACGGUACUGACGCCUGGGCCGGCCUUGGCAGGCUCUCCAAACCUGGUGCCCACAGCCCUGCAGGUUCAGCAGCAACAGCAGCAGCAGCAACAGCAGAUUUUCCAAAACUCUAUGGCCGCAGCAACCGUCGCCCUGGCAGGCACGCCCAGCACCACGCCGACGAGCUCAGUGUUCCCUGCCGACUACUCGCAGCUCCUGGCCAGUGCGCUGACCCAGCCAGCCAACCUGGCGGCGGCGUCGUUGGCGGCGUCGUGUGCUAUGACUGCAUCGCCUGACAACCUCAUUACCCCGAUGCUGUACUCGCCGCCACGCUCAGCACAGGCCAGCAUCAGGUCCAACGUGGGCGAGUGCUCGCCGUACAUGCUGUACACGGCGCAGAACCCAACUGUCCCGUCGCUGCCGUCUGGACAGAACCUCCUGGGCGCCCAGGCUGCUAUGGCUACCUCGGCUGUGGCCAUGGUUCCCGGCAACGCGGCGCUGGUCAUCAAUGCAACCAUGCCGCAGUCGUCAAACCUCUUCCCCGAGUGGUUCGCAUGACUACCUCAUAGAACACAUUUGCUCUCUCCUGUACAGUACUUUCUAUUUUCUUGGCAAACAGAACAUAAACAUUCCAUUCCCAAUGUUCCAGCAUAAUGUGCCCAGUCUCAUCAGGCGUGUGUGUGACGAUCAUGGCAUCGGCACCGUUUUUUGCAUAUGGGAGAAGGGACACGGCGCCGAGAGUCCAUGGUCAAUUACUAAUUUAAAAAACCAGUUUGGGCUAUUUCAGGUGUUCCUGCCAAACACACCUCUGUACACUCUGCAUAAUAGCUGAAAGAGAAAAAGGGCGCUCAAGCAAAUUUGCUGCCAUUUUCAAGCCACGAAUAGGCGCAACAAUAGCGGCCAAUAGCCAUCUGCCAAUGACGACGGGUGGGUGCCUCGCCCGCCGAUCUCUGGAAGCAUUCUCCUUUUUUCAAAUGCUUGGCGCUCUCAUUGAGAAGAGCCCAGAAAGGCUCCUGUCAGACCGGGAAG